AUGUAUCAGACUAUUAUCAGACUGUCAAAAUAUUGUAAGAAAUGUCUUAAACUUUAUACAAAUAUUAUUUUUGGACUUAGAGGUCAAUCUCAAUCAACUUGGUUAAGAAAUAAUGAAACUGUCAUAUUAAAAAGAUUUGAAAUUCCAAAAAUAUUGGUCAAUGAGUUAAAAUCAUUACAACAAAUGUUUUACUGA
Rhizophagus irregularis DAOM 181602=DAOM 197198 is the source of this 195-nucleotide messenger RNA. The record is from RefSeq and is a predicted model, not a curated record. Lineage: Eukaryota; Fungi; Glomeromycota; Glomeromycetes; Glomerales; Glomeraceae.